Molecule: messenger RNA, 1326 nt
Organism: Cavia porcellus (domestic guinea pig)
Lineage: Eukaryota; Metazoa; Chordata; Mammalia; Rodentia; Caviidae
Product: olfactory receptor 4P4-like
Biological process (GO): G protein-coupled receptor signaling pathway
Cellular component (GO): plasma membrane
Molecular function (GO): olfactory receptor activity
Source: RefSeq, a predicted model, not a curated record
AUGGCCAAGGGCAGCAGGCCACGGCAGGGUGGGUGUGGUGGUCCUCUGGUUCAGCACAGGGAAGGAGCAUGCUGGGUCACAGGCGCGGCUCAGCAGCUGGAACCUCGAUGGAGCACAGCAGUCGCCCUUUGGCCCUUGGGAGGAGGUCACCCGAGGGGCAUAGGAGCUGCUCAGCAGUCCAAGCCAGGGUGCAGCACGGUGGUCACCCUCUGGGUUGGCAGCAGUGAGAGGGUAUGGAGAGGUGCAGGCACGGAUCAGCGGGCCAAGCCAGGGCAGAGUGCGGCUGCCAGCAGUGGGAGGGUGCCAACGCACACAGGCUCUGUUCAGAGGCCGGGGCAGGGUGGAGCACGGCAGUCACCCUCUGGCGGUAAUGUGUGUUUUUUACUCCACUGGACUGUGGAAAAAGGGCAUAACAUCACUGCUUUUAUUCUUCUGGGACUCUCUCAUAACAAGAACAUUGAAGUCUUUUGCUUUGUGUUGUUUUUAUUUUGCUGCAUUGCUAUUUGGCUGGGAAAUGUGCUGAUAAUAAUUUCCAGCACAUGCCGACAACUAAUUGACCAACCCAUGUACUUCUUCCUCAAUUUUCUCUCACUCAAUGAUUUUUAUUAUACAUCCAUACUCACUCCCAAGCUUAUGACUGACUGACAGUCAGACAGAAAGAUUAUUUCCUACACUAACUGCAUGGUGCAGCUUUUUACCACCCACUUAUUUGGCAGCAUCAGGUUCUUCAUCCUCAUGGGGAUGGCUAACGACCGCUACGUGGCCAUCUGCAGGCCACUGCACUACUUGGUCAUCAUGAACCAGUGAAGGUAUAGCUGGAUUGUCAUGGCUUGAUUCUCUGGGGAAUUCCAGGACUCUGCCUGUCAGUUCCUUCUCACCAUCUUCUUACCAUUCUGUGGACCCCAUGAGAUAGAUCACUGCUUCUGUGACUUUUACCCUUUGCUGAAAUUGGGCUGUUCUAACACACCCAAGAUAGGUCUCUUAGUCAUUGCUAACUCAGGCUUAAUUGCUUUGGUGACCUUUGUUGUCUUGAUGUUGCCUUAUUUUUUCAUAUUGUACACUUUGGAGUACCUUGCAGAGAGCCACAGCAAGUCCCUUUCCAUCUGCAGCUCUCAUCUAACUGUGGUGAUGCUGGUUUUUGCUCCAUCGUUAUUCAUUUACUUUAGACCUGCCACAACAUUCCCAGAAGAUAAAGUGUUUGCUCUUUGUUACGCCAUCAUCACCUCCAUGUUCAACCUUCAGAUCUACACACUGAGAAACAUGGAGAUGAAAAAUGCCAUGAGAAAAGUUAGGUAUCAUCAAAUCUUAUUGAAAAAAAGCUUCUGA